AUGGCGCUGAUGACCCCGGCCACCGACAACGUGACCAAUGAGCCACCUCAGGCUCGACCCUGCGAUCCUCAGGAGCAAGCGCCCUUCUUCAAGCUCCCUUGGGAGCUUCGCACGGCCAUCUAUGAUAUCGCAUACCCUCGUAUCCAUCUACCGCAACUCAUAUACAUAGAUGUCAAUGGCAAGGCGACGUGCAAUGAGGUCGGAAAUUCUUCUUCUGUGAAAGGCCGUCUUUGUCGAGUUGUCUGUAAUGGGGUAUUUGAAGAUAACGGCGCUGAGAUUAGAGCGAGACGCGCGGCUACACACCAUGCGGCGAGUUCCACAGGACCAGACCUUGAGCGGAACCAACACGAGCAAUACUGUCGCCGCACUCACGACGAGCUUGCCUACCCAUUGCCCCUCCUGCUCGCGUGUCGCCGCAUGUGCGAAGACGUUGCGCCUCAUUGCGAUCAGUCGUUUGCCUUUCAAGACUUGCUCGCUCUGGAAGCCUUCUUCGACAAGGUGGCGGGCAGGGAACUGGCCAACGGUCUCAGGGGACGGUUGAACAAGGUCUCACUCGAUGUCAAAUUCAGCAACACCGAUGCCUUCAAGCCUUCAUCGAGAAAGAAGAUCCUCCCUCGCUGGACGGCGGCCUGCGAGAGACUCUCCACGUGGGAGAACAUGCAAAGCUUCCGGCUGCGCGUAGAGAUCCCCUUGUCGCAGCAAAAAGCCAUGCCCGGGAAUCUUCACGUUCCCUUUAUAAGGGAGCUCGAUCGGGUUGCGGCUCACGCCCCAGACAUCGAGAUAAAGAUGAUGCUCACCUCGCGAGCUCAUCCAAGAUCUGCAUCAAUCAGGCUAUAUAAUCCGGGUGCGCCAGCUUAUAAUUUGAAAGAUUACGGCUUCGAGGUGCCUCGUUGGAGAACACAGCAGGUCAAGGGGGAUGAGUUGGACAGAGAUCUCGGGAUGUCGUAG
This is a messenger RNA of Colletotrichum graminicola M1.001, 948 nucleotides long. RefSeq lists its product as uncharacterized. The record is from RefSeq and is a predicted model, not a curated record. The transcript has a single exon. The coding region runs from base 1 to 948 and encodes 315 amino acids. Lineage: Eukaryota; Fungi; Ascomycota; Sordariomycetes; Glomerellales; Glomerellaceae.